AUGCCCAAGAGUGAGGAAACUGUACUCCAAAAUGAUCCCAAUGAAGCAAAGUGUGGAGCCCAUAAUUCUGAAACAUCAGAGAAGAACCAAGAAGAGGAAGACUUCUGUUUAAAUAACGACUCUCCUCGUCUAAUAGAAACAAUUAACGAAGUUUCCAGGAUGAGCAUUGCUCAUGAAAUCAUGGUAAACCAAGAUUUCUACAUGGAAGAGAAUGUUUUAUCUCCAAACAGUCUGGAAGACAGGUUCAUGGAGACAUUGUACAAUGUUUUUUGGGACCAUUUAAGAGAACAACUGUUGAGUAAUCCUCCCAAAUUCACUUGUGCUCUUGAACUUAUGACAGAAGUUAAGGAGGUUUUGCUAUCACUGCUAUUACCACGCCACAUCCGCCUAAAAAAUGAGAUUAAAGACGUUCUGGACAUGGAUCCUCAAGAAGCAGAAUGUGGAGCCCUAGACGUCUCUCGUCUCUCUAGCUACACUCUUAGUUUGAUGACCCUGCUAUGUGCACCAGUCCGAGAUGAAGCAGUAAAGAAACUACAGAGCAUAACAGACCCAGCACAGUUACUGAGGGGCAGCUUCCAUGUUCUGGGCCUAAUGAAAAUGGACAUGGCGAACUACACCAUCCAGAGCAUUCGACCCUACCUGCAGGAAUAUUCCAUCCAUUGUGAAAGAGCUAAAUUCCAGGAACUCCUUGACAAACAACCCAAUCUCCUUGAUUACACCAAGAAAUGGCUAACCAAAGCAGCCACAGACCUCAUUACACCAUGUCUGAAUGCUCCUGACAUCCCCAGCUCCUCCAGCAUGGCCUGUUCACCUCCAGACAAGGCAGACUCUGCUGAUGGACAGAAUCCGGGUCCAGGAAAUGGGGUCCCAUUUGCGCCACUUGACUAUAUUGGCCUCAGUCUUACGAGUGACUAG
Messenger RNA from Nycticebus coucang (slow loris), 915 nucleotides. RefSeq names its product T-complex protein 11 X-linked protein 1-like. Gene Ontology annotation, biological process: regulation of sperm capacitation. Gene Ontology annotation, cellular component: acrosomal vesicle; sperm flagellum. NCBI's taxonomy places the organism in Eukaryota, Metazoa, Chordata, Mammalia, Primates, Lorisidae. The record is from RefSeq and is a predicted model, not a curated record.